Letharia lupina is the source of this 1875-nucleotide messenger RNA. RefSeq lists its product as uncharacterized. NCBI's taxonomy places the organism in Eukaryota, Fungi, Ascomycota, Lecanoromycetes, Lecanorales, Parmeliaceae. The transcript is spliced from 7 exons. Gene Ontology annotation, molecular function: flavin adenine dinucleotide binding; oxidoreductase activity, acting on CH-OH group of donors. Gene Ontology annotation, biological process: secondary metabolite biosynthetic process. The coding region runs from base 1 to 1875 and encodes 624 amino acids. The record is from RefSeq and is a predicted model, not a curated record.
AUGGCAUACCACAGAUCUUUUAUCACCCUCCUGAAAUGGCAUCUGUACGCAAGUUGCUUGAGCAGCAUCGUCCCAGUCUUCGGGAGCCCUCACGUGAGCCCACGGGAUUUUGUGGGGAGGGGUGUCAACACGACUCAUGCGUCAAACACCUUUGACUAUGUGGUUGUUGGAGGCGGCACCGCUGGCCUCGUCGUUGCAAACCGUCUUUCUGCAAACCCUUCGGUGCGAGUAGCGGUUAUCGAAGCGGGUACCUUCUACGAGAUCGCGACAGGGAAUGCAAGUCAGAUUCCUAUAGACGACACACUCUACAAUGGCAAAAAUCCAAGUGAUACUGGCCCUAUAGAUUGGGACUUCACAACGACCCCUCAGGCAGGUAUGAACAACCAAGUCGUGCAUUUUGCACGUGGAAAGACACUUGGCGGCUGCAGUGCUCUGAAUUACAUGGCUUACGCGCGAACCACGGUAGGCGCAUUCGAGAAAUGGGCAGACGAUGUUGGCGACACCUCGUGGACCUAUGAGAAUGUUUCCGACUUCUACUACAAAAGCACAAAUUUUACGCCGCCGGACGAAAGCAAAAGGAUCGCAAACUCGACUCCAGAGUAUGACACUUCUACCCUUGGGACUGGGGGUCCACUUAAAGUUACCUUUGCAAACUAUGCCCAAGGCUGGAGUACAUGGAUCGCCAAAGCCAUGCCGCAAGUCGGCAUUCCGUCGAUCAAUGGAUUUACCAGCGGCAAACUCAUGGGCUCAUCCUGGCUCGUGUCCACAAUCAAUCACACGACAGGAGAUAGGGAUUCUUCCGAAACGGCCUUUUUACGACCUUUUCUAGGUCGGACGAAUUUGGUCGUGUACACCGACACUCUUGCCGAGAGGAUCUUGUUCGAUGGCCAAACGGCAAAGGGCGUUCAAGUCUCAAGUGGAAACAACUCGUACACCAUUUCCGCGACAAAAGAGGUCAUACUGUCCGCUGGCACAUUUCAGUCUCCGCAGCUCUUGCAAGUGUCCGGAGUUGGGCCUGCAGAUCUGCUCAAAGAACACGGCAUUGACAUUGUUGCUGACCGCCCAGGAGUUGGCCAGGGCAUGAACGACCACAUCUCCUUCGGCAUUUCUUACCGCGUCAACGUCCAGACAGACUCAGCUCUCCUGUAUGGCCACGCAAUGCAAGAGGCAAUUGAGGAGUUUGACAACGAACAGAAUGGACUUUUGUCAAGUCCAGGUGGGGACUUUGGGGGCUAUGAAAAAUUGCCACUCGAUAUACGUUCCAACUUUUCCAAGCAAGCUCUUCAACAACUUUCUACAUUCCCGGCAGAUUGGCCCGAGAUAGAAUGGUUCACACUCCCGGCUUACGCAGGGAACGCCCAGGCUCCAGGCGCAGCGACUCCGCAAGAUGGGUUUCAAUAUGCAACACUAUUAGCAAUCGGCGUUGCGCCAUUGUCGCGUGGAAACAUCUCGAUAUCCUCACCCAGCAUGCACGACCAACCUCUGAUUAACCCGAAUUGGCUGACCGCGGAUACUGAUAUCGAGACCGCUAUUGGUGGGUUCAAGCGUACCCGACAGAUUCUGGCGGCGCCCGUCAUGAAGGGCGUCCUUAUUGGCCCGGAAUAUGUCCCGGGUCCAAAUGUUACGACCGAUGAUCAGAUUCUUCAGUACAUCAGAUCGGUUUUCAACACUCUCUACCAUCCUAGUUCGACUUGCAAGAUGGGUAAGCGGGAUGAUAAGCUGGCUGUAGUCGAUUCGAGGGCCCGCGUGUAUGGAACCAAAAACCUGCGAGUGGUCGAUGCUUCUGCUUUUCCGUUCCUUCCUCCAGGACUCCCACAGGCUGCAGUUUACAUGCUCGCGGAAAAGAUCUCGGCCUACAUCAUCAACGGCGAUUAA